This is a messenger RNA of Protopolystoma xenopodis, 600 nucleotides long. Lineage: Eukaryota; Metazoa; Platyhelminthes; Monogenea; Polystomatidea; Polystomatidae. The record is from the annotation of a GenBank genome assembly.
AUGUGCUCUUACGUAGUCGAAGAGUUUUGCCACAAAGAAAUGAAAUUGAUGAGACUGGAAUCAUUGGUCAAUCCUCUUUUAGACGAGAAUGAUCUUGUUGGCCUUAGUUAUCUACUAACACAGGCAGUUGACGCGAUGAGGGCUGUAGAAAAUAGUCGGCCCUUUCAUUUUCCUGUGGAUAAAAAACGCUACCCUGUGAGUCGUAUGCUUAUUUUUAUUUUUAUUUAUCCGCUCUCGCACUAUUAUAAGAAAAUUCAACGCCCCUUGGACUUGAGCACAUUGGAGAGACUAGUCAAAGAAAAUAGAUAUCAUAGUCGAGAUGAGUUUUUUGUUGAUGCUGAUCUGCUAGUCUCCAACUGCAUCGCUUUUAAUGGAGCUGACAGCCCACUGACUACAGUUGCCACUCGAAUGUUAGAUGCAGCUCACUCUCGGCUCAAAGAGAGUAAAGAGACUCUUGAUACUAUAGAGGCAAAUAUUAAAAGGUUCGAUAUCAAUAAUGACCUAUUGCAAAUUACCUUUAUUUUUUUCAAAUUUGUUUCUUUCAUAUUGCUUGUUUUCUUUGAUGGCUAUCACAAGCAUUUACACCCGUUAUUUAUGUGA